Molecule: messenger RNA, 3459 nt
Organism: Artibeus jamaicensis (Jamaican fruit-eating bat)
Lineage: Eukaryota; Metazoa; Chordata; Mammalia; Chiroptera; Phyllostomidae
Gene: AFG2A
Product: spermatogenesis associated 5
Exons: 16
Coding region: 79-2760 (893 amino acids)
Biological process (GO): autophagosome maturation; mitotic spindle disassembly; retrograde protein transport, ER to cytosol
Cellular component (GO): VCP-NPL4-UFD1 AAA ATPase complex; nucleus; cytoplasm
Molecular function (GO): ATP hydrolysis activity; ATP binding; polyubiquitin modification-dependent protein binding
Source: RefSeq, a predicted model, not a curated record
GGAAGUUUUUCCGUCAGUAAAGCCCGCACGUUGAGCCGGCUUCGCUGCUUCAAUUUCCAGGCUGCCUUCCUUCCCAUCAUGUCUUCCAAGAAGAACAGAAAACGGCUCAGCCGGAGCUCCGACAGCGGCUCGCCCUCGCCCGCCACGGCUCACUCUCCUGUGGGGGCCUCGGGGGCUUGUGCGGGAGGUGGCUUCUCGGAGGCGACCGGGACUCUGGCGGUGAUCAACUUCUUAGAAAAGGAUGACAAAAUUCCUAAAAAGUUCCAGAACUCCCUUGUUCAACUUGGACUCAGCACCAUGAAGUCUGCAAAUAUAUGUAUAGGCCGACCAGUGCUGCUGACCAGUUUACAUGGAAAACAAGAGGUCUACACCGCCUGGCCUGUGUCCGGCUUCCCUGGAGGCAAGGUGGGCCUGAGUGAGACAGCCCAGAAGAACGUGGGUGUCCGAGUCGGCGACGCCAUCCGCGUCCAGCCUCUGCUGGGCGCCGUGCUGCAGGCCGAGGAGAUGGACGUGGCGCUCAGUGACAGAAAUGUGGAUGUCAGUGAGGAACAACUGGUUGAUUGUCUUCUGAGAAAACUAGACGGCAAGAUCGUUUUGCCGGGCAGCUUCCUGUACAUUACGUUCUAUGGACGGCCUUGCAAGUUGCAGGUGCUGCAGGUGAAAGGAGUGGAUGGCGUGGUGCUGCGGUGGCUGCAGAGCGACUCCAACACGGAAGCCCCGGGGGUGGCCCCUGAACCAGCUGGCGCCGGGGCCAGCGCCCUGGAUCUGCCCGAACGGCUAAGCCAGCUGGAUCUGGACGAGACCCGGGUCCCACCAUCAGGCAGCACUCCCUGCAAACCAGUAGAUGACAGAAAGAAAAAUAAAGCUGGUGACAUUUUGUCAGAUGUCACACAGAGUCCUGGUGGCAGCAGCGGGCUUGGGCCCGAGGAAGUUACAGCCCCUGAAUGUAGCUUUGCGUCGGCCGGAGGAGGAAACGAGGGCCUCGCCAGUGAAGAGGGUGCGCCGGAGUCAGCCAGUCUGGGGGCACAGUGCCACACCGAUACGUUUUAUUUCAUCUCUGCAACCACCAGAGUCAACUUGGUAAAAGGUCACACAAAGUCGAAGGAGCCAGAGAACCAAUUCAGAGUGACUUACGACAUGAUAGGAGGCUUAAAUGGCCAGCUGAAAGCCAUCAGAGAGAUAAUUGAACUUCCUCUCAAGCAGCUCGAACUAUUCAAGAGUUACGGGAUCCCUCCGCCUAGAGGACUGCUACUCUGCGGCCCCCCCGGGACCGGGAAGACCAUGAUUGCCAGGGCCAUCGCCCACGAGGUCGGGGCCUAUGUGUCCGUGAUAAAUGGUCCGGAGAUUGUGAGCAAAUUCUAUGGGGAGACUGAAGCAAGACUGCGUCAGAUAUUUGCCGAAGCCACUCUGCGGCACCCAUCGAUUAUUUUUAUUGAUGAGCUGGAUGCGCUUUGCCCUAAAAGAGAAGGGACUCAGAACGAAGUGGAGAAGCGGGUGGUGGCCUCGCUGCUGACGCUGAUGGACGGCAUCGGUUCGGAAGGAAGUGAGGGACAGGUGUUAGUCAUCGGGGCCACAAAUCGCCCGCACGCUUUGGACGCUGCUCUCCGCCGCCCCGGGCGCUUCGACAAAGAGAUCGAGAUCGGAGUCCCUAACGCUCAGGACCGGCUCGAUAUCCUCCGGAAGCUCCUUGGAAAGGUGCCCCACGUCCUCACGGAAGCCGAGCUGCUGCAGAUGGCCAACGGCACUCACGGCUACGUCGGAGCAGACCUGAAAGCCUUGUGUAACGAGUCAGGUCUCCGUGCCUUGCGGAGAGUCCUGAAGAGACAGCCUGGCCUCCCUGACAGCAAGGUGGCCGGGCUGGUGAGGGUCACGCUGGACGACUUCUUGCAGGCGAUGAAUGAAGUCGGGCCCAGCGCCAUGAGGGAGGUUGCCGUGGAUGUUCCAAACGUAUCCUGGUCGGAUAUAGGAGGACUGGAAACCAUCAAACUGAAACUGAAGCAGGCUGUGGAAUGGCCCUUGAAGCACCCGGAGUCUUUCACCCGAAUGGGUGUUCAGCCACCUAAGGGAGUUCUUCUGUACGGGCCUCCGGGAUGCUCCAAAACAAUGAUCGCCAAGGCACUGGCCACUGAAAGUGGACUGAAUUUCCUGGCCAUAAAGGGGCCCGAGUUAAUGAAUAAGUAUGUCGGUGAGUCCGAAAGAGCCGUUAGAGAGGUGUUCCGCAGAGCGAGAGCCGUGGCUCCUUCCAUUGUUUUCUUCGAUGAGCUGGACGCCCUCGCCGUGGAAAGGGGCAGCUCUUCCGGUGCUGGGAACGUGGCCGACCGCGUUCUGGCUCAGCUCCUCACGGAAAUGGACGGCGUCGAGCAGCUGAAGGCCGUGACGGUUCUGGCCGCCACCAACCGCCCGGAUAGGAUAGACAAGGCGUUGAUGCGGCCGGGAAGAAUCGACAGAAUCAUCUACGUGCCUUUACCAGAUGCGGCCACGCGGAGGGAGAUCUUUAACCUGCAGUUUCACUCCAUGCCAGUCGGUCAGGAUGUGGAUCUGAAUGAACUCGUCCUCCAGACGGACACCUACUCGGGAGCAGAGGUCGUCGCCGUCUGCAGAGAGGCCGCCCUGCUGGCGCUGGAAGAAGACAUGAAAGCCAAGUGCAUCAGGAGAAGACAUUUCACUCAGGCCCUGAGCACCGUGACGCCCCGAAUCCCUGAGUCCCUGAGACGCUUCUACGAAGACUAUCAGGAGAAGAGCGGGCUUCACGCGCUUUAAAGUCAUGCAUAGUCAUGAGUCCGGAAAUGCUUCCUAGAGAAAACCGGUUUUGUUUUGAAGUUUUUUGUGGAGAAUGUUAUAUCUUUAAGAAGCAAAAUGUCAAGUGUGUUAAUGAAGGGCCUGUAGCUCUUGUAGAUAUUUUUAAAUUCUGUGGGUACAAUGAAAAUGUCCAUGAAAAUCUCUGGAUGGGAGAUUAAUCCGUUUCAUCUGGAAAUGUGAGCUCAUUUGAAAUGCAGACUUCCAGCUCUUUCACUUUGGACCUGGUUCCUUCAUCCCAUGAAAGGCUUUCUUGCCCCAGAGUGUGGUUCAGUGCACCCCUGAACGCCCGCCCGUGGGCAUCGGUUCACACCAGAACACAGAUGAGGCAUGUGGAGGAGCGUGUGGUGGGAGGCAUUUGCACAUCUUUAUUUUCGAAGGCCAGUGGGACGGCCGGGUGCACCGGCCCAGCUCCUGUGGCCUGGUUCCCAAACACAUGUUGGUUCUCAUUACGGUUCACACCUGCGUUUCUGCUGUAGCCAUGUUAACCUUUCCUUAUGGUGAAAAGGAAAAAGAAUGGAGUCAUUCCUUACAAUGUAAUGUGCUUUGGAAAUUUAAAUGCUGUAAGUUUAAACCAUAUGAAGUAUUCAUGUUUUAACUUGUAGACAUUUUCAAGUCACCAAUAAAGUUUUCAGUUAAAAAGCAAACCAAAUUGUACUCAAU